AUGCAGACGUCGUCGAAGACCAUCUCUGCGGCUCUGAAUCUCGUCGACGCCAAGAAAGAGAUUUUGAAGAAAGCCUACGACGAUCUCCAAACUCAUUCUUCUCUCCUCUCUUCCUCCUUCUUCCCUCCCUCAUGGUCCCACAUCGACGCUCACUUCACCUCCCUCCACAACUCCCUCUCGCAACGCUUUCAGCUUCUUCACUCUCUCGAAUCCCAACAACAACACACUCACCCACCUCCCUCUCCCUCCAAAGAUCUCACCUUUCCACCCUCCCACUCCGGUCCAUCAGCGCUAAACGACGCCGCAUUGCCCAAAACCCAGGCCGAACGCAUGAUUGCGCUCUGCAACUGCAUGGACGGAAAAGGGUUGCGGGACUACGUCGGGGAGCAUUUCAAAGACAAGGUCACGCUCGAGGUUGGCCUUCAGAGUGCCCUCAAGCGUGCGUCUGAUCCCGCGUCGAUGGUUCUCGAUGCAUUGGACGGUGUCGUCGGUGCGGAUAUGGUGAAUGAUGAUAAGGAAGCGCGAAAGAGGAAGAGGAGUUGCGGGUUGUUGUUUCAGCAGUUGAGGGCUGCGUCUGUGUCUGUGAGUUUUAAGGUGAGUAAAAGAGCGAAGAGGUUGUGUGCGGAGUGGAAGGGGAGCUUGGUGAGUGAAGGUGCUGAUGGUGUUGGGGCCAUGACUUUCUUGCAGUUUAUGGCGGCUUAUGGAUUGCUUUCUGAAUUGACAAAGAAUGAGAUUGUCACCUUCUCUGCCAUGGCUGCUGCCAAUGAUGACCUUCCUGAAUUCUACCGGAGUGUUGGUUUGACAGACAGGGUUCCAGGUCUUGUUCAGAAACUUGUUGACAGGUGCAAACAUAUUCUGGCUGUCAAGUAUGUUUUUGAGUUCAAUCUUGCGGAUAAGAUUCCACCAGUUCCCAUCUUGAAAGCUCACGUGAAUGAAUCUCAGAAACUUGCUAAAAGACUUUCUGAGGAAGGGAAGUCACUUAAUGAAAUCACAGCAAGAGAAGUCCAUGCACUGAGAUCGGUGGUUAAGGUUAUUGAAAGUCAUAAUCUUCAAUCUGAAUAUCCACCUGAAAGCCUUCAACAGCGUAUAGAGCAAUUGUCGAAGCAUAAAGCAAACGUAAAAUACACUGCAUUACCUUUUUCUGCAAAGCCUCCCUCCCAUCAGCAGCAACAAAGUGGGAUUAAGCGUCCUCGAUUGCCUGCCCCAGUUGGUUCUGCAGCUGUGCUGAAUGGUAUUGGUGGUGCCAGUUCAACAGUUUACCACUUCAAACAACCUCAUUUUGAGUCAUCAGGUUUGUUGCCAGAGCAACAACCUUAUUUCCAUUCACCAGGUUUGUUGUUGGAACAACAACCUCAUUUCCAGUCAUCAGGUUUGUUGCCUGAACAACAACCACAUUUCCAGUCAUCAGGUUUGUUACCAAAAGAUCGAAAUCCGUACAUGAACUUGCCAACCAUGCCAUAUGGUAUGAAGGCUCCAACCCCAACCAUCUUGCCUUAUACAGGCACUUCAACUGGGCAUUAUGGUCUUGAUGGUGUCCCAAUGGGUCCCAGUGGCAACCUUGGUCAAGGUGUGUCUCUUCCAAAUUCAUCAGAGCCACUUAAGCCGUCUGGUUAUUAUGAAAGUGUCUCUGCUUAUGGUGGUUAUGGUCUGCAAACUUUUUACCAAACAUCUUAUCCUCAGUAG
Sphenostylis stenocarpa is the source of this 1683-nucleotide messenger RNA. Lineage: Eukaryota; Viridiplantae; Streptophyta; Magnoliopsida; Fabales; Fabaceae. The record is from the annotation of a GenBank genome assembly.